Cladophialophora yegresii CBS 114405 is the source of this 1347-nucleotide messenger RNA. RefSeq lists its product as uncharacterized. NCBI's taxonomy places the organism in Eukaryota, Fungi, Ascomycota, Eurotiomycetes, Chaetothyriales, Herpotrichiellaceae. The record is from RefSeq and is a predicted model, not a curated record. The coding region runs from base 1 to 1347 and encodes 448 amino acids. The transcript is spliced from 2 exons. Gene Ontology annotation, molecular function: oxidoreductase activity.
AUGUUCUCGUCCUUCUCGUCCUUCUCGCUCCCUCGCUUCGGGUUCGGCCGGGACUCGGGCUCCUCCACCGCGAUCGACAUCCCCUCCGUCGAGGUGCACGACAUCGAGACCUCAACGGACAAGCGCGACCGGACGCUCAAGCACCUCCUCAAACUAAACCACACGAACUAUUCGAUCCUGUACAAUCGGUUGAGAUUCCAUAACCAUACGCCUCACCUCCUCGGCUCGGCCUACCUCCUAGGCAGCCCGCCCGAGCACCUGAACGACAUUUACGAAGACGCAGCCCGCAACGAGGGCCACGAACCGUGGGUCGACUCGCCCUCCGAGAUCGCGCUGCAUGACUACCGCGACUUUCUGGGCCAGCGCAACUACCAGCGCGCGUGGGUCGAUUUCUUCGAAGAUCAGCUCGUGCUGCACGGGUACGAGUGGAAGAGGGUCGUCGCCAAGUUCCUUUUCGAGCGCGGCCCCAAGGGCAGUGCGACCGAGGAGCCCAUGUUCUCAUGCUUGACUGCCGGGUUGGCCCACCCGUUGAUCCACCUCGGGUAUGCGUACGAGUUGAAUUCGCGGGAGGUGGCGAUGGAGGCCAUGGGGUUGGCGGCGACGUGUUUCGACGCGCGGUUGGCGGGGUUGCUCGAAAGUGGCACCAACCCAACGACGUAUUCCACGGGCGAUCUGUUCGAGGUGUUUGCGCACGUUAACAGUGAUGACAGACUAGAUGGUGUGUUCGAACACCACGGGGGCGACAAUCUGAGCAAAUUGCUGGGUGACGCAAAGUUGACUUCGAUCCUCGUGGAACAUUGGUCGGCGUGGAAGAUCACCGACCCGACCAAGGAUUUUGCGCAGAGCCAGGCGUUAGCGGCCGCUUUGUUGGUGUCUAGUGCGCCGAGCGUGAGAGGUCAUGGCUGGGAUUUCUUCCUCGUGCACCUUCUCACGAGCAGUCACGCCGUCAGGAUCCUGAUCCCGUUUCUGGAACCACAGUAUCAUGUGCGGCUCGUCAAAGAGUGGUUGCUGAUCGCUCUGGCGAUCUAUAUCGCUCAGCUGCGGCCACUCAUCAAGACGUCUUACAUUACAGAUGUCGACCUUGCGGGGCGGAAUUGGGUCUUUGUCUCGAAGCAGGCGGUGGAAGGACCGUACAAGUUCGACGCUCAUUUCGUCAAGGCGUGUCGCGCACUGUAUGAGGCCGAUAAAGUCUGGGGCGAGUCUGGGCCGAACGGAGAAGAGAAUUACUGGUUGAAAGCAGCGGUCAAGUUCGCCGGCGAAUUUGCUGGUUGGGGUGGGUUUGGCGAAGAGGAUGAUCAGAUGGGGGAGGAACUGAGGAGGGAUAUGGCAGAGAGACAAAAGGCUUGA